AUGCCCCCGAAAUGCGCACAAGACAACAUGGUGCCCGAGGCUCAAGGACUGAAAUACAGCAAAUUCGAGAUGGCGCUUUUCUUGACACAACUGGCAUGGCGAUCCACGUAUGACGAGCGCAUGGCCUCGCAGGACUCAAACCUGACCUCGGUCACCGAAGCCCAAGGCCAAAUUCUCAAGCGAUGGAAAGCUUUGAUGGACAGCGAAAAAGAACUGGCUGGCAAAGAGGAGAACUUCUCUCCUAGUGUCAAGAGAGAAAUGGCGGUUUAUGAGUGGAGAUACAAAAGGCUGGAGGCCACAAUGGAUGCACCUCAGAAAGGGUGA
Messenger RNA from Penicillium arizonense, 324 nucleotides. RefSeq lists its product as uncharacterized. NCBI's taxonomy places the organism in Eukaryota, Fungi, Ascomycota, Eurotiomycetes, Eurotiales, Aspergillaceae. The transcript has a single exon. The record is from RefSeq and is a predicted model, not a curated record. The coding region runs from base 1 to 324 and encodes 107 amino acids.